Messenger RNA from Sipha flava (yellow sugarcane aphid), 1988 nucleotides. Its product is annotated as RNA polymerase II-associated factor 1 homolog. NCBI's taxonomy places the organism in Eukaryota, Metazoa, Arthropoda, Insecta, Hemiptera, Aphididae. Gene Ontology annotation, biological process: transcription elongation by RNA polymerase II. The record is from RefSeq and is a predicted model, not a curated record. Gene Ontology annotation, molecular function: chromatin binding; RNA polymerase II complex binding. Bases 127 to 1887 code for a protein of 586 amino acids. The transcript has 11 exons. Gene Ontology annotation, cellular component: Cdc73/Paf1 complex.
AGUAUAUUGACCAGAAUACAUGAUGUCAAGAAGCAAAUAACCGAUGUAAUAUUUUGUUGUGUGUGUUGAUGCCGACUUUUAUAGUAGUGUUCAAAAAAAUUAUAAUCGAGUUAUACGAUUUAUAUUAUGGCGCCGACUAUUCAUAAUAAUGCAUCUCAAGAAAAAAGACCACCGCGGCCGAUUGAAAAAAGGUCGGAUUUGGUAUGUAAAGUGAAAUAUUGCAAUAUGCUUCCAGACAUACCCUUCGAUUUGAAAUUUCUCUCAUAUCCGUUUAACACAUCAAGAUUCAUACAGUAUAACCCAACGUCUUUAGAAAGAUCAUAUAAGUUUGAAAUCUUAGCGGAUCACGAUUUAGGAGUUGGUAUUGACUUGGUUAAUAAGGAUAUGUAUUCAAUUGACUAUAAUGUACAAAUGGAACCAGCUGAUGAAAAAAUUUUAGAAGAAGACAUUUUAGCACCACAAGACUCUAAGAGAUCUAGACAUCAUGCCAGAAGUGUGUCAUGGUUAAGGCGUACUGAAUAUAUUUCUACUGAACAAACUCGGUUCCAACCUCAGACAAUUGAAAAAGUAGAAGCUAAAGUUGGAUUUAGUAUCAAAAAAAAUUUUAAGGAAGAAACUCUUUAUAUGGAUAGAGACAGUCAGAUGAAAGCAAUUGAAAAAACAUUUGAAGACAAUAAAAAACCUAUUGAAAAACAUUACAGCAAACCAAAUGUUCAUGCUGUUGAGACAUUAAAUGUUUUUCCAGAUUUUAAGAAUUGGAGAUAUCCAUGUGCUCAAGUUAUUUUUGACUCUGAUCCGGCUCCAAUGGGUCGACCAGUACCAGCACAAAUAGAAGAAAUGUCUCAAGCUAUGAUUAGGGGUGUAAUGGAUGAGAGUGGCGAACAGUUUGUGGCUUACUUUUUACCAUCUGAAGAAACAAUUGUUAAACGACGUGAAGAUGCUGUUGAUAACCGUCCAUAUGAUGAUGACUAUGAAUAUGAGUAUAAAAUGGCAAGAGAAUACAAUUGGAAUGUUAAAAGUAAAAGUAGUAAGGGUUAUGAAGAAAAUUAUUUCCUAAUUGUACGACCUGAUGGAGUAUUUUACAAUGAAUUAGAAACAAGGGUACGCUUAAGUAAAAGACGACAAAAAAUUGGUGUUCAAAGCAGUAGUACUAAUACAAGAUUAAUUGUAAGACAUGUCCCAAUAAAUGAACAAGAAUUCAGUGUUCACAAAUUUAGAGAAAAACAAUUACAACCAUAUGAUGAAGAAGAAGAGGCUAAAGCUGAAGAAGCUGCUAAAAAAGCAAUGAAUGCUGCUAAAGAAAGUGCAAAAGAAAUGGCUACUAAAAAUAAAAAUGACAGUGAUGAUGAUUCCAAAAAAGAAGAUUACAAUAAGAAUAAUGUUGGUUCUGAUAGCAAUGCUUCUGAUGAUGAUGAUGAACAAGAUUCAAUGACUACUAAAAAACGAACCAUUAGUGAAACAGUAGAUGAUAGUGAUCAUAGUAAAAGUAAAGUACAUGCAGAUUCUGAUAGCAAUGACGAAGAAAGUAAUGACAGUGAUGAUAAUCUUAAGACUUUGGAUAAUAAAGGUCAAUGUAGUGGUAGUGAAGCAAAUUCAGAUAGUAGUACUGCAUCUAGUGUUAAAAAAUCUAGUAAUCAAAAAGAUCAUCAUACUCCUAUUAAAGAUAGCUCUGGAAGUGAUGAUAGUGAUAAAUCUGAUGAUGAAACAAAGAAUAAGAAUUUAUCUCAUAGUGGAGACAGUGAAGAAGAAAAUAUUUCUAAACGAGCAACAGUUGAAAAUGGAUCAGACAGUGAAACUGAAGUGAGAAGUAAAAGGAGCUCAGAACGUGCAGCUAGUGUUAAUUCAGAUUCUUCUUCAAUCACUAGUAGUGAUCAAGAAAGUGAUUAAGUCGUUUUCCUUUUCCAAGUCAUGGGGUGGAAAAAUAAAAUUAAUAGAAAUUUAAAAAAAUGUUGAACCAUAAUUUUUUAUGAAAUUAAAUUAUAGAUAAA